AUGGAAACAAUAACAAUCCCUUCUCCAUCAGUCUUCUUGAGCUCGCCCGUUAUCAAGCCCGCGCCCGCACCCGCACCCGCACCGCAGCCGUCACCCCCUCCCCCUCCUUCAAACCGGAAGAAUACAACCACCCCGAAGUCUGCGAACGCUCCCAAGGCGCAGAAUGGGAUAGCAAAGCCCAAGCAAUCCAAGAGUCGCAAUGGUUGUAUAACCUGCAAAGCAAAACGUUUAAAAUGCGACGAGACGAAACCAACAUGUCAGCAAUGUCACAAGAGGAGUGUUACGUGCGGCGGAUACAAGAAGAAUUUCAAAUGGAGACCAUUCGAGGAGGCUACAUUCAUAAACAAACCGGCGGCGCCAAGGACACGACGAAAUUCAACUGCUGUGAACAAACCUCCAGAUCCUACACCCGCCGCAAGUCCUUCCGCUUCCCAUGCUACUCCCUCGACACCCGGCGCAGAGGCCGAAGAUGUGCCCAUGCAAGACCCAUUCUUCCAUUCUGCCAAUGCGUCCCCUCCAACGACCUUCUCCAACCAUAUACCUGAUAUUCAAUUCGAUCAUCAGCCUAUGUUUGAUAUGGAUACACCACCCUACCCGCGGGAAUUGCCCAGGCCGCGUUUCGAUCCAGAUCAUGUCACAAGUAGUUUGAGUAGCUUAUUUGAAGAUUCUACUCCACCAAAUCUAUCGCCAGGACCCAGCUUCCCCGGACAGUCACCGCGGCUGAUAGAUCUUUUGCUGCCUGGGUCAGAACUCAACGCCCCAGCCGCGCCCGCGACAAUACCUCCGAUCAGCAUGCCUUUGCCGGCCAUGAGCCUAUCAUCAAUGACCGAGCCGCAAUUCCCCACUUUGGGGGAGAUGCCGCAGAACUCUAUGUUGGAGGAGGACAUUGAAGAGAUCAUCCGAGAAUCACCAACAUCGAAUACACAAAUGUGGAUGUCGUUGCGGGGCCCUGUAGAUAUAUCAGGAUCCCAAUUCUCGAUGGAGACAAGAGGUAAUUCUGCCCAGUACAAACUUUACCGACAACCAGAAGUUCUAGCAGGGAGUCCUGAAAUGUUAAUCCUUCGGUUCGACAAGCAGACGUGUGGUAUUCUGUCGGUAAAGGAUGGGCCUACGGAGAACCCUUGGAGGACUUUGAUCUGGCCCCUUGCACGCGAUUCUCCUGCGCUCUAUCAUGCAAUAGCAUCAAUGACCGCAUUCCAUACCUCUAAAGAGAAACCGGCCCUUCGAGUCGACGGAAUGGAGCAUAUGCGCUGCAGCAUUCGAGCACUCGCAACUGGUCUCGAGAAGAUGCGUCCUGAUACAGCGCUAGCAACUACUCUCGUGCUGGCUUUCUCAGAAUCUUGGGAUCAGCACAUCAGUACCGGCAUCGAACAUCUCCGUGGAGCUCGAGUCCUUGUCAAUCGAGCUCUGGUCUCCCAUAAAAAGCAGAACUACACAGGCGAUGAUCUAGCGAGGUUAAAAUUCCUCUGUAAUACGCUGGUAUACAUGGACGUCAUCGCACGCCUCACUUCCAUAGAGGAAGACGACAGUGACAAUUUCGACCAUGACAGCGUCAUAUUCUACAACACACCCUCGCCAUUUCCGCAAAGCAGCACCGAAAUCGAUCCUUUAAUGGGCUGUGCAAGCACACUCUUCCCUCUCAUCGGCCGGGCUGCCAAUCUAUGCCGUAGAGUUCGGAAAAUGGAAACAAACUCAAUAGCUAUAAUUUCUCAAGCUAUGGAGCUAAAGGAAGCCAUCGAGCAAUGGACACCACCCCCCGGAGCCGCCUUUGAAAGACCCGAAGACCCGACGUCGGAAAUCCAACACGCUCUCCAAACGGCCGAGUCUUAUCGCUAUGCCACUCUGCUGCAUCUUCAUCAAGCCGUGCCAGAAAUCCCAUCUCUUACCUCGGCACAACUGGCGAAGAAAGUCCUCGUGUAUCUUGCCACCGUACCGCUGUCUAGUCGAUUAGUAAUCGUCCAAAUCUACCCACUGCUGGCAGCGGGGUGUGAGGCUUGGGACAGUGAGGAUCGGCAAUGGGUCGACGAGCGCUGGCAGAGCAUGGCGUCGCGGAUGUGGAUUGGAAACAUCGAUCGUUGCUGGGAAGUAAUGCAGGAAGUAUGGACCCGACGCGACAACGCAGAGAAGGCGAAAGCUGAGAAGGAGAGCCUGAGGCGGCCGCGGCAUAGGGCGAGCAUAGUGCAUUCCGAGGAUAGCAGGAAGAAGUUUGAAGAAGAGCUUGCUUUGGAAGAGGGGUUCAGUUUCUCGGAUAUGUUGAAUGAGAACGGGAUGUCAACUAAGAGGGAUCGACCGAGUUUCUCAGGGGGCUUCUCGGCGCAGGGCAAGAGGAGACAGGAACCGAUCACAGAGGAGAUGGAUCCCAAGCUCACGGUUAGAGGACAAUUGCAUUGGGCUGGUGUUAUGAAGGAUUGGAAUUGGGAAAGUAAGUUGCAUCACCCUUGCGCGCCCUCUGUCUGCCCCUUUCUGGAUAUAAUCUAUCGUCCCCUGCUCUCCGUGUGUUCAUCCCACACCCAAUCCAUCUCUGUCCCUUCUAUAACCUGCAAAAGAAACAAAGAAACAAGUAAGAAAUAA
Messenger RNA from Amorphotheca resinae ATCC 22711, 2571 nucleotides. RefSeq lists its product as hypothetical. Lineage: Eukaryota; Fungi; Ascomycota; Leotiomycetes; Helotiales; Amorphothecaceae. The coding region runs from base 1 to 2571 and encodes 856 amino acids. The record is from RefSeq and is a predicted model, not a curated record. Gene Ontology annotation, biological process: positive regulation of transcription by RNA polymerase II. Gene Ontology annotation, molecular function: zinc ion binding; transcription cis-regulatory region binding; DNA-binding transcription factor activity, RNA polymerase II-specific. Gene Ontology annotation, cellular component: nucleus. The transcript has 3 exons.